AUGAAGUUCACUACUGCCUUCGGCGUUGCUGCCCUAUUCAUGGCUCCAUCUGCUGUUGCCUGGAAGCUUCCUGUGAGUAAAUGCAGUAUCAAGCCUCGGUUCAAUUCGUUUUCGCUGACAGUAUUCCUCCAGCAUGGUCACAAGCUUGAUGCUCCCACUCCAACUCAGCUGCCGUCGCCUUCGGGCCCGGCACUCACUCCCACGGGGACCCCAAGUGCAUCCCCAAGUGCGUCUCCUAGUGCAUCCCCCAGUGGGUUCCCAAGCGGUCUUCCAGGCGGUUUCCCGCCCGGGUUCCCUCCCGGAUUCCCUCAUGGCCCUGGUGAACAUGGUCAUGGAGAACACGGUCAUGGUGAGCACGGCCAUGGUGAACACGGCCAUGGUGAACACGGCCAUGGUGAACACGGCCCUGGUGAACACGGCCCUGGUGGUCUUGAUCAUGGCGGUCCUGGCCAAUGGGGUCCUGGUCCAUGGGGUCCUGGUCAUGGCGGUCCCGGUCAUGAAGGCCCUGGUCAUGGCGGUCCCGGUCACGGUGGUCCUGGCCACGGCGGUCCUGGCCAUGGUCCCAAGCCCACUGUCACCAGUGACAUGCCUUCCGGGUUCCCAGGGUCCACUGGCACCCCAUCUGGAAUCCCUGAGUCUACCGGUGCCCCGUCUGGAUUCCCAAGCGGCUACGCUGGCGGCAGUUCUGCUAGCGCGACUGUUACUCCCACUGCAACCUCGACUCCUUCUGCUGGCGCUGGAGGGAGCGGCUUCCCCCGCAUUCACGCCCGUCAGGUCCGCCCUAUGCUGUUUUAG
Penicillium bovifimosum is the source of this 795-nucleotide messenger RNA. RefSeq lists its product as uncharacterized. The record is from RefSeq and is a predicted model, not a curated record. The transcript has a single exon. NCBI's taxonomy places the organism in Eukaryota, Fungi, Ascomycota, Eurotiomycetes, Eurotiales, Aspergillaceae. Bases 1 to 795 code for a protein of 264 amino acids.